Messenger RNA from Apus apus (common swift), 1968 nucleotides. RefSeq names its product phosphatidylinositol glycan anchor biosynthesis class M (gene PIGM). Gene Ontology annotation, molecular function: GPI mannosyltransferase activity; alpha-1,4-mannosyltransferase activity. NCBI's taxonomy places the organism in Eukaryota, Metazoa, Chordata, Aves, Apodiformes, Apodidae. Gene Ontology annotation, cellular component: glycosylphosphatidylinositol-mannosyltransferase I complex; membrane. The record is from RefSeq and is a predicted model, not a curated record. The transcript has a single exon. Gene Ontology annotation, biological process: GPI anchor biosynthetic process. Bases 106 to 1371 code for a protein of 421 amino acids.
CCUCCCCCCGGCCCCGCGCAGGCGGAAGCCGCGGCCGAGCUGGGCCGCCCGGCGCGACCCGCCGCGGCCCGCGCCUCUCCCGGUGCCGCUGGAGAGCGGUGCGGGAUGGCGGGGGGGCGGCCGGGGCUGGGCGCGGUGCUGGGCGCGGCGCUGCUGGCGAGGCUGGGCCUGGCGCUGUACGGCCUGCAGCAGGACGCGGCCAUGCGGGUGCGCUACACCGAUGUCGACUACCGGGUCUUCACCGACGCGGCGCGGCUGGUGACCGAGGGGCGGUCGCCCUACCGGCGGGCCACCUACCGCUACACGCCGCUCCUGGCUUGGCUCCUGACGCCCAACGUCUACCUGGCCGAGGUUUUCGGAAAGCUGCUCUUCGUGGCGGGGGACCUGGCGACCGGUGUCGUCGCCUACCGAGCGCUGCGGCUUCGAGGGGCCGCCGCUGGCCAGGCCUGCGGGUGCUGCGCCGCCGCCUGGCUCCUCAACCCGCUGCCCAUGGCCGUCUCCAGCCGGGGCAACGCCGAGGCCCUGGUCGCGCUGCUCGUGCUCGCCACCCUGUACUUCGUGGAGGCGGGCAGCGUGGGGAAGGCCGCAGCCUGCUACGGGCUGGCCGUGCACAUGAAAAUAUACCCGCUGACCUACGCACUGCCCAUAGCUCUGCACCUGCCGAGCAGACGGAGUGGUGGGGAAGGGGCACUGGGUAGGGGGCAUGGCAAAAAAGCAGAGUUCACGUUUGUAGGGUACCUCUGGCAGCUUUUCGUAAAGAUGCUGAACCGUGAUGUGCUGCUUUUUGGAGCAGUUGCUGGAUCUGUCCUGACUGCUCUGACCGUUGCAUUUUAUCACCUCUAUGGCUGGGAGUUUUUGGAGCAUGCCUACCUCUACCACCUGACCAGGAGAGAUAUCCGUCAUAACUUCUCCCCCUAUUUCUACAUGUUGUACUUAACUGCAGAGAGCAAAUGGAGUUUUGCCCUUGGGCUCGCAGCUUUCCUGCCCCAGCUGCUUUUGCUGCUGGUUGUGUCUAUAGCGUUUUACAGAGACCUUGCCUUCAGUUGUUUCCUACACACUGCUAUUUUUGUGAGUUUUAACAAAGUAUGCACAUCCCAGUACUUUGUCUGGUAUCUCUGCCUUUUGCCCCUGAUAAUGCCGAGUAUUAAGAUGUCCUGGCGUCGUGGUGUCCUGCUUCUCUUCUUGUGGUUUGUUGGACAAGGCCUGUGGCUCGCCCCUGCCUACUUCCUGGAGUUCAAAGGAUACAACACUUUUGUACUUAUAUGGUUGGCAGGUUUGCUUUUUCUGUGUAUUAAUAGCCUCAUAAUUGUUCAGAUUAUUUCACAUUAUCAAAAAGAAGCACAAGUUGGAAAAACACUGAAGCAACAGUAAGAAAUGGGCCAAAAUCCAGAAGCAGAAUUACUGUAUUUAGCAAGGCUUUUUAUACCACCAGUCUGAUGUAUGUGAAUGGUCGUUUGUCAGGGCUGUGAGGUCACUGAUGGGCCUUAAUUACCCUGAGCAGCCUCAGUCAUCCCCUGAGCAGUGUCUGCAGGUUCUGACAGUGCCAGUCACUUAUGUGAACCUUGAAACUGUUGAGAGCCUUGUCUUCUGAUGGAACUCCCUGAAAGGAUCUCGGACCAGUACCCUUGUCACGUUUAGGGCUCUGGUGGACCAGGACUCAGCUCUGCCUUCCGACUCCUGACAGGGUGUGACCACACCCUCAUCAGUGAGGGUCUGGCCUGUGACAGGGUCACCCUCAGCUCCCACUUGUGCCCUGGUGUGGAGCAACCCCAGUCUUACUUCCUGACACCCUUUUCUCAUUGUUCCUUUACUUUGUCCCUGACUUGUUGAUGACUGCGGUCUCUGCCUAGAAAAAUACAGGAAAAGUAUAAAGGAAUGCUGGAGUUUGGCAGUCUUGUACACUCCAGUAAGUGGGUGGGGUGCUCUGCAAAGGUUAAGCUAAUGAAUAAAUGUAAGGCAAUCAUUUAA